Messenger RNA from Bombus huntii, 5707 nucleotides. Its product is annotated as protein MMS22-like. The transcript is spliced from 21 exons. Bases 2123 to 5614 code for a protein of 1163 amino acids. NCBI's taxonomy places the organism in Eukaryota, Metazoa, Arthropoda, Insecta, Hymenoptera, Apidae. Gene Ontology annotation, biological process: double-strand break repair via homologous recombination; replication fork processing. The record is from RefSeq and is a predicted model, not a curated record. Gene Ontology annotation, cellular component: nuclear replication fork.
AUUUCUCUGGUCAAAUAAUAUUAUUAUAAUACCAGUUUUCUACGCUGAAAUGGAUAUGGAUAUAUUUGACCAAACACAAUACUGUAUAGAUAAAACCAAAAAAAAAAAUAUACAUAAAUUCGAAGAAGAAUCAAAUAAUGGUAUAUUAAGCGUAGUACCUUCGAAAUUGAAAUUUAAUUUUGAUUUCGGAAAUUUUAAAGUUCAAGAGAAAACAGUAGAAAUUACGAACUUUUUUGUUAAACCGUGUCCCAUUCGAUUUUUACCAUUGGAAACUCAUUAUUUCAGGUUUAAAGAUAUUUAUCAGAGAACAUGGCUCAAUCCUGGAUCUGUUUUCAAAAUGAAUAUUUUAUUUAUACCUGAUGAAAAUAGAGAUUAUAAUGACACUUUAAAAAUACUUUAUUACAAUGAUCAAACAACGCAAAUAAAAAUCUACGCGGAAAUGACGACCAAAUUUUCCUUUCCCACUAUUGUGAAUUUUGGACAUGUACCACUUGGUCGAACGGUUUGCUACAAAAUACCAAUACAUUCCCACGCAGAGAAAGAUUUUUCUUUCACUAUUAUACCAUUUAACGGAGGAUCGUGUGUCGACGUUUAUCCUCGUUGGGGUCACAUAAAAUCAAAGCAGAAUCCUGCAAUAAUUGCGAUUAUUUAUAGGCCUCUUAGAUAUAUAAGUAUGAAUUUUGAAAUUCGAAUAUUCAUAUCUGAUCUAUGCAAAAGUCCACAUAUUAUAAAUUUCUAUGCCUAUACUCGACCAGGUCUUUUACGGUGAGAAUACUUAUAGACACAAUUUCUUAUUAAGAAAGGAAAAAUAAUACAAAUAAAUAUAAUUUGAAAACAUUACUGAAUGAUUAGAGAAAAAUUGGAGACCAUCGAUGCAAAAAUGGAAAACAAAAUACAGCAGAAAAAUAUUAGCACAACUUUUUGCAAAGGAGCAAAACCAAUUUCCGUAAAGAAAAAUAAACCGAAAUAUUUAAAAGAAUCUACUAUGAAAUUCACAAGUUCCGAAAAACUUUUAUUAAAACAAUGUUAUUUUCCCCUUUACACAUUGCACGCUGUCAACUGUAUUUUAAAUUUGAAAAUUCGAAAAUUAUUUAACGAAUAUGAAUUAAAGGGUUAGAUUUUAUAUAUAUAUAUAUAUAUAUAGGCUUACAUGUAAAAUAUAUAUAAGAAGUAAAUUAUUUAUUUGUCAGGACCGUUGGGUGUAUUUUUAUUUCAAACUAUGGAGCAAAAAGUGCAAAAACUGAAAGAAUUUUUGGUAAAAGUAGAAAAUCGCUAUCGAGAAAAUGAACAAGUGAAAUAUCAUCAUAAGGUGAAAGUAAAUUAUGGAACAUCCAAUGUUAGUAAAAAUCAAAUUGUUGAAAUUAAAACACAGCAAGAACAAGCUUGGAAUGACUAUAAAGAUUUAAUAAUGACCUCAGAAAAAUGUAUCUUCGAACAAAAAAAGACUAAAGAGAGAAGGCAAAGAAUUUUAAGGGUUUCUCAAACUGUACACAUAUAUCUUAAUUAUAAAUUAUUUAUCUUAAAAAAAGAACUCUUUAUAACAAACCUUUUUUCUCAGUAUCCAAGUUCAAUCCCAACGUCGUCUCGGAAAGAAGAGCCAUUUUUUCACUAUUACAAAAUUCUCCCUUUUCUUCAAGUGGCUCGUAAAAUUGUGUUAAGGAAUCGAUUAAUAAAGGCACUUUCAAAAUUGCAAAACAUAACGCCCGAAUUAAUUAGCAAAUUUGAAGAACCAUUUGUAAAAAAUUAUUCACUUACUUUGAAAGCUUGAGAAACAGAGCGUUAUACGAUUUAUUGCGAGCCUUGACUGAAAGUUUAACAUUGUUAUUUAAAUUUGUAAUUUACUAUAAAAUGAUCAUUGCAAAUAUUUGUUUCAAAGUUACGCGCGUCAUCAUAUGAUUUAUAUCUAGGUGGCACUGUUACAAAUGCCGCCAAAACUUAGGAAAAAGCGUCUGCUCGUGGUUGAGAUCUGACAGAGAAAAUUUGCAAAAGUUGUGCAUAAUAUUCUUAAUGUAACUCUGUAUUUUAUGUAUUAGAUCUCAGAUUUAAAUAUAAAAAUAUGUGUUUCAAUUUGUGCACACAUUUGCAUUGAAUAAUUUAUACCUUUUUCAAUAACACUGUACACAUGGAUUUUUGUUUAACUUUCAACUGUAAUGGAAAAGUGAAUCUUAAUGAUUGGGAAUUAGAUAAAAAUGGUUUAUUCUCACGAGGAGAAGUGGAGAAAGUUUUGUAUCCACAAGAUGAAUGUCUCUCAUCAGAAAAAAAUAUACAACUUUUUAAUUAUACUGUGCCUUUUACAACAGCAUUGUUAGAUCUAAAACAUUUUAACAAAUGCAUGAAUAUGCAAUUAAAAAUACUCAGUAGGCAUGAGACUUAUAAUCAAGUUUUAAGUUCAAAGGCAGAUGAUAUAGAUUUUUAUUAUGUAAGAUGUAUAAUAUCAGAAUUUAUUCUAUAUAUUCGAAUAUAUCUAAAUAGUAUUAAAGGGAAUUAUCAAUCAUUGCAAGUUAUAAAUGAAAAUAUUGAAGAAGAAUUUAAUGAAUUAUUCGUUAUAAUAAAACAUUUCCUAGAAAGAAUACAUAAUAUUCCUGAUACAACAUUCCAUUAUGCACCCUCUAAAUUAGGCAAUCAGUGUACACAACUAGAAUAUCAUAUGUAUCAUAUGCACAUUGAAUUAAGGUGGUUCUUUAUCUCAUUAAUGUAUACAAAACAUAUAUAUAGCCAGUAUUCAAUCGAAAACCAUUUGGAUGAAUUUGAAAAUGUUCAAGCAAUGAUUAUUAAUGAUCUAAUUUAUAUUUCAUUAAAAAUAUUUGAGACGAUGCCUUUGACACAAAUACAACAGAAAACUCCAUAUAAUUGUACUUGUAUUCGUGAAUUAUGGCUUAUGCUUCAGAUAUUUAUUGAUAGUUUAUCAGAUAGAAUGAAAUCAAAGUCUUUUUGGGAGUAUAUUAAUGAAUGCAUCAAUAGAUUAUUGAACAGAAAUGUAUCUAAUAACAAUAAAGACUUUCUAACACUUUGCAAAAAUUCUGAGCUAUUCUGCUUAUGGAUUGUUCAUCAUCUUUCACUUUUAUAUGGAUACAAUAGUGAUGGAAUAUACUUAGGAUCUAAAUGUUCAAGGAUCAGGCCUAACUACGAGCAAGUAGAAAGAAUUUUGAAAACAUAUAUUUCUAAAGGUGGAAAAGAUGGUGAACGAGAUGAAAUUGAUGAAGAGUUAUGCAUUAUGAUACCUUUAUUAAAUACUAUUGUUACUAAUUGGUGGCACCCUCAAGUUUCAAUUAUUUCUCUUCUUUGGGACUGCUUUCAUAAAAGAUUAGACGAACCAUUUUUGUUACAAGUAUCUGGCCCUUGGACAUUGUCAGUUGAAAAGAAAACUACUAUGGAUCUUCUUAAACAAGUAAAAGAUAGAAUUACUAACACAGAAUGUAUUAAGGAAUCAAGUUAUGGAAUGUUCUUGCGUUUACUUGGAUCCUUUUUACGCAUAAAUUAUAAUAACAACGAUACAAAACAUUGGAAUCAAAUUAAAGGUCGCAUUUAUUCUAAAUUUUCCAAGGGUAAAGUUGAAGAAUUUUCAACAACUGGCUUAUAUAAUUUUCUUUCAUUAUUCUUAACAUUAGCUGUUACUGCUGAUACUACAAAUGUUGUAAGUUCUGAAUACAAUUAUUAUAAUCUUCUUCCAAAAUUUAUGUUCGUGAAAAUAGACAACAGAUUUAUAAUUAACUUUUUACAGUGUUCAGUAAUGUUAGAUCUUUUACCGUUAUCAAAAGAAUAUAAUAAUGAGAAUGGUAAAAAACAUAAUUUAAUUUGGAAAGGAAAACUGACUGUUCUUCUUUUAUAUAAUGAUCUUAAACUGAACUUGGCAAAUAUAGCAUCUUUAUAUAUAAAUACGGUGAAUAUUAUAUGCUGUCGCAAAGAUGAUACAUCUCGUAUAAUGAUGAAUAACUUCAUUGAUGUAUUUAGUACGAUUUUGUCAUCCACCAACAUUGGAUUAGGAAAAUAUUUAUUAUUUAGUGGAUGGAUAGAUCGAUAUUUAUUAGAAUGUUCAAAUAAAAUGGUAGGAACGUUAAUGAAAGUGUUAAUUAACGUUUUCGAAAGCUGCAUUUACCUCGCUAAAACUUCUAAUACAGGUGAUGUAGAACAGAUGCUGGAUGCUUUAUGGUGUUAUGUUGCAAGUAGAGUUAGACAACUUGUAUUUGAUCCUGCUCUUACUAAUGUACACUUUGAAGAUAUUUCAAAACUUGCUGUUUUAUUUACUUUGGAAGCAUUGAAAAAUCCAGCAACAGCAAAAAAGUAUAAGCAUUCAGCUACGACUUUAUUUCAGCACUUUGCAUCAUCAGUAAUUGUUAAAGACAUAAGAAUUACAAGACAUUAUUUGACAUUAAUACUUAAACAAGACCAAGCAAUUCAAGAUCUGAAGAAAGAAAUAAAAAAUUUUGAUACAAUAAUUAUACAAGCAUGGAUAAAAUGUUCCAUCAUUGGUCAUGAUACAAACAGGAAUGAAAUAAAAGUUUUACAAAAUUAUAUAUUACAAUUGGAAGACAUACAAAAGAUUUUUGAAACAUCUAAUGAUAUUCAAGAAUUUCAAAAUAACGAUGAGUCUAUUUUAAUGUUUAUAAUGCAUUCAAUGAAGAAAAGAAGCACUUUGAAAACUGAACAGGAACGAAUCCAGUACGAUAUAAAAUGGAGAUUGUAUUUCAAUCAUUUAGAAAAAUGGAUUCUUUUACCUAUUAUGGAGGAAACUAAAGAUUCAGAAUUGGCUUUAUGGAUAUAUAGAUGCAUUGGAACAUUAAUUCUCUGUACUUCUAUUAUGUUAUAUUCUAAAAAUCAACCAAAUAACAUAUUCAAAACAUUACUAAAUAAAACUAUAUUGUCAGUGGAACAUAAUUUUUUAAAGAAUUUGGGAAAGAAGACGUUUUCUAUGAUACUUUUGGGUAUGGAAACCCUUAAUGUUAAAAGUGAUAUAUCACUUCAAGUAUUAAUACGAGAUCUUUUUGAUCAGUACAUGCCAUUUUUAAUAAUACCAACUACUAAUGCGAAUACUUUUAAAGUAUCUGACUCAUUACUAAAAUGCUUUAAAGAUGCAAAAGCAGAUUAUAUACGCUUGAUACUUGAGAUUUUGAUGACGAAUUUUUUUAAUGUUUCGAAUGACAAUAUGAUGCAUAAACAUUUUUAUUUAGUAAUGAUACUUUUACAAAAUCUGCUUAAAGAUGAAAUAAAUUAUGCAUGUCAUAUAGUAGAAUCCAUUAUUGUAAUUUGUACAUCAUAUAUUAUUGGAUGCUAUGUAAAAGUUCAUGACCAUCAUCCACAUAAACAACAGACUAUUGACUUUAUAAAUAAUAUUAUUAGAAAUAGAUAUUACAAAGAGAAUAAUUCUUUACAGGAUAAGUUCUAUAAUAUAAUAUCUAGUUCUGUUAAAAAGUCACUAAUUAUAAAUCAGCAUAAUACUUUCGAACUUUUACGUUCGAUUUUACCAAUAUCGUCUGAAAUGGUACAAUUUUUAUCACCAGAACUUGAAUAUACUUUAAAUGAUUUGGAAAUCCAUCGACGCCCAAAUGCGGCAUCUUUUAGAUACUGCUGGAAUCAACUUCGAAAUCUUAUGAAAAGCAAUAUGACAAAUCACUAAUAAGUUUAAAAAAUUUAUUAAUAAAUGUCUGAGAGUAUCAUAAUGAUACUUCCUUAUUAUGCUACGAAUUGAUUAGGUACAUGUAAAUUACAC